Spea bombifrons (plains spadefoot toad) is the source of this 1525-nucleotide messenger RNA. Its product is annotated as Y-box-binding protein 3. The record is from RefSeq and is a predicted model, not a curated record. Gene Ontology annotation, cellular component: nucleus. NCBI's taxonomy places the organism in Eukaryota, Metazoa, Chordata, Amphibia, Anura, Pelobatidae. Bases 160 to 906 code for a protein of 248 amino acids. Gene Ontology annotation, molecular function: nucleic acid binding. Gene Ontology annotation, biological process: regulation of gene expression. The transcript has 9 exons.
UUUUUAGGUCAGUAAGAUCAGUGACAAAAAGAGAACAGGAAAGACCGAGGCUUGCGAUCCCUCGAAAUACCAUCUGCAGCCCUCCCUGCCUCUCCCCCUUUCUCUCCCAAAAUCAUUUUUAGCAGGGACAAAGAGAAAACAAUUACUGUUAUCUCAACCAUGAGUGACGUAACAGCUGAAGAACCAAAGCCCAAAACUCCUGGAACUGAUCAAAAUACAGCUCCACCUGUUCCAGGAGAAACGGAGAGGAAAGUAUUAGCAACCAAAGUCCAAGGAACUGUGAAAUGGUUCAAUGUAAGAAAUGGCUAUGGAUUUAUAAACCGGAAUGACACUAAAGAGGAUGUGUUUGUACAUCAGACAGCGAUCAAGAAGAACAAUCCUCGCAAGUACCUGCGGAGUGUAGGGGAUGGAGAGGUGGUGGAGUUUGAUGUUGUUGCUGGGGAAAAGGGGGCUGAAGCAGCUAAUGUAACUGGCCCUAAAGGAGCACCAGUACAAGGCAGUCGUUAUGCUGCAGACCGCCGUAGAUAUCGCCGUGGUUACUAUGGCCGUAGGAGAGGACCUCCACGGGAGGGAGGCGAAGGUGAGAUCAAAGAGGGAUUACCAGAUGCUCCUCAAACUCAGCCACCCAUUCGUCAAUCUGCUAACUACCGUCCAAGAUAUCGCCGGCCUGUGCCUCAACCAAGAACUCUUCCACCUACCGGAGAAAAUGAAAAUAAGGAGAACCAGUAUGAGGCAGGGGCUCUAGACCAGCAACAAAAUCGCCGUGGCUUCAGAAGACCAUACAACUACCGACGUAGACCGAACCAAGCAGGUGUUCCAACACAGGGAAGCAAGGAGCCAACUAAGCUGGCUGAAACUCCAGCAGAGAAGCCUGUGCCAGUGGGUGAGAAAAGCAAUGCUUCAUAAUCCCAUCCAUCAGACACAAAGUGAGCUGAGAAAAGACCGACAUCAGAAGUGGCCAGAAACCUUCACUAUUUUUUUGAAAAUGCUACAGUUGCUGAAUAAUUGAGAGGGAUCUGAAACAAUUAUGUCUACUUGCUGCAGAGUUUGUGUGACCAAACUUUACACAAAGUUGUCUUUAAACUAAAUGUGAAGGGACGUCCAUCGUUUCAAAUACUUUGAAAUCAAAGGAAAUUAGAGUUGCAACAAAUAUAUAAAUGAAAAGUAUAGAAAAUAUGAAAUUAGAUAUAAUUAGUAUCUUGAUUUGAAAGGUUUCACAAUAUCACCAAUUUAUACAGCACAUAAGCAUGACAAUGUGAGCUAUAUUUAAAAAAUGUAAGCAUUUUAGCUAGUGCAGCAACUUUUAAUCCCUCUUAGAGCAAAACAGGUUAAGUACUGUUUUACCAGCAAUGAACCGACCUGAAACUAAAACACCAUUUAGCUGUUGCAGAUCUGAUGACAUCAUGGCCCAUUUUUGACCUUGGUUCACAGAUACAUUAUUGGUGUGCUUGCUUUUUUCACAAGCCAAGUAGAGUGCACAGACAUUUGUUGACGUGAAAGAACAUAAAAGUCUGAAUGAAAAGAA